AUUAUGAAUUUACAGAUUUUGUGAAUUUAGAUCCAACAAUCAACUGUGAAUCACUGUGUAUUUUCAGGUCGCUUGGAUGAGACAACGAGAUCAACACAUCAUGGCAGUUGACAACAUAACCUUCAUAAGUGACAACAGAUUCGAACCUGAAUUGGACCCUGGAACCAAAACCUGGUACCUCAACGUGUAUUCAGCUAGCGUUGCAGAUGCUGGUGUCUACGAAUGCCAACUUUCGACGAACCCCAAGAAAAGUUUGCCAAUUCGACUUCACGUUUCAGAGUGUCAGAUUAAGGCGGAAAUGUCGUUUGUUCAGCACCUUCUAGACGUCAGCUCGAGUAAACGUCACCGUUUCAAUUUCCUCGCCGUCGAAAUGACACGAGUGUAUGUGUAUUAUGAAGAUAAAUCGGGUGAUUUCUUCCCUGGCCCAUCGUUGGGAAGCACGAAAAUUGAUCAAGUUCUUCCAACUUCCAGAAUGAUCGAAGAGGCUUGGCGAGUCUUGCCUAACUGGAUUUUGGCAAAGGUCAUAAUAGGAAAGAAAGUUGCAGAAGUUGGCGACAGGCUCAACGAAGGACGAGUUGGUCCAUCAGGAACCCCAAAUCCGGGUCCUAUUUUCUUGGCGGGGAAUCAUGUCCCCGUGACGUGCUUGACAAUGACAGGAAAUAACCAUCGACUUCCGAGCAAGAAUAGAGGCUUCAGGAUAAAUAGACUUAAUAGAGAACAGCCAUGGGCUGGGGGAAAAUCGGCAUCUUUUGCCACAGAUGUUUGCCAUUCCGAGCUGGAGCAAUUUCGAAGUCAACCGGAAGGAAACGAAAACUGA
This is a messenger RNA of Notodromas monacha, 817 nucleotides long. The record is from the annotation of a GenBank genome assembly. NCBI's taxonomy places the organism in Eukaryota, Metazoa, Arthropoda, Ostracoda, Podocopida, Cyprididae.